Molecule: messenger RNA, 535 nt
Organism: Alligator mississippiensis (American alligator)
Lineage: Eukaryota; Metazoa; Chordata; Crocodylia; Alligatoridae
Product: E3 ubiquitin-protein ligase TRIM15-like
Exons: 4
Coding region: 1-492 (163 amino acids)
Source: RefSeq, a predicted model, not a curated record
AUGCAUGCCUCUGAGGCUGGGGGGAAGCAAACAGAGAUUGAGAAAGAGAAGAUGCAAUUUCAAUUUGAGCGACUGCACCAGUUCUUGGAAAAACAAGAGCGUCUCUUUCUGGCUUGGUUGGAAGAGCUGGAGAGAGACAUAGAGACCAGGAAGGAUGAAAGUAUCACACAGCUCUCAGAAAAGCUUUCCUGUCUUGAUGCUCUGCUCAGGGAACUGGAGGAGAAAUGUGAGGAGCCAGCAAUGGGAUUUCUGGAGGAUGCCAGAAGCACCUUGAACAGAUGUGAGACAGAGAGAGCCUGGCCCUCAGCACUUUCUUGUCCUGAAACAAACUGGAGGAUUUGGUUAUUUUCUCAAAAUAUUACUUUUCUACAGGAGGCUCUGGAGAAACUGCAAGGCAAUAUGGAAACGGAGAGCUUAAAGAGGAGUGUGAGUGUCUGUGCAGGUGCUGUUCUCAUGAUGAUUGCACUGAAGCUGGAUGCUAAUUCACAAUAGGGUGAAUGAGUGAGAAAUUGUCCCUAGGGAGGCUACUCCUGAU